Molecule: messenger RNA, 429 nt
Organism: Rotaria sp. Silwood2
Lineage: Eukaryota; Metazoa; Rotifera; Eurotatoria; Philodinida; Philodinidae
Source: the annotation of a GenBank genome assembly
AUGGCUUCAACAACAACUGACGAUUCUACGACAUCAUCAUCAAGUUUUGAAAAACGUCUUACACUUGUUAAUAGUACUCAAGAAAGUGUUCAAACAUUAUCAUUAUGGAUUUUAUAUCAUCGUUCUCAAUAUGAACAUUUAAUAAAAACAUGGUUUAAAGUUCUAAAAAAAUCCAAACCAUUACAUCGUUUAACAUUAUUUUAUGUUGCUAAUGAUGUUAUACAAAAUGCUAAAAAACAUAAUGCAUUAGUUUAUCAACAAGCAUUUAAACCUUUUUUAAAUUCUUCAAUGAUUUAUGUUAAAGAAAAUGGAAUAAAAAAAAAAGUUCAACGUAUACUUGAAAUAUGGCGUGAACGUGGUGUUUAUGAUGAAGAUUUUAUUGAUGAAUUAUUAAAAAAGCUUGUUGGUACUGAAGUUUAUGAAAAAUGA